This is a messenger RNA of Camelina sativa (false flax), 2201 nucleotides long. RefSeq lists its product as uncharacterized. Lineage: Eukaryota; Viridiplantae; Streptophyta; Magnoliopsida; Brassicales; Brassicaceae. The record is from RefSeq and is a predicted model, not a curated record. Gene Ontology annotation, molecular function: RNA binding.
UUCUUUCCGCAGAAAAAUAUUUAGAACAAUCAUCUCUCUCUCUCUCUCUCUCUCGUUAAUUAGGGUUUCGAUCUCAUGGCCGGCGCCGGAAUCCACCCUUACCACCAGCAAUGGCCACCGGCAGGGGCACCGCCUCCUGCCGCCGCAGUCUCCUCAGCUGCUCCACCACAUCCCCCGCCCGUUCAUCACCAUCAUCCUCCUCCUCCUGUUUUAGUUGACAACCAUAAUCGUCCUCCUUAUGACGAGCUUCGAACAAUCUUCAUUGCAGGGCUUCCUGAUGAUGUAAAAGAGAGAGAACUUCUGAAUCUCUUAAGAUGGUUGCCUGGUUACGAGGCUUCUCAGGUGAAUUUCAAGGGAGAAAAGCCCAUGGGGUUUGCUCUUUUCUCCACUGCUCAGUUUGCAAUGGCAGCCAAAGAUACUCUUCAGCAUAUGGUGUUUGAUGCUGACUCGAAGUCUGUGAUACAUACAGAGAUGGCCAAGAAGAAUCUCUUUGUUAAAAGAGGAAUAGUUGGGGAGUCAAAUGCUUAUGAUCAAAGUAAGCGCCUACGAACUGGAGGUGACUGCACACAUUCUGUGUAUAGUCCAUCUCCUUUCCACCCUCCACCUCCUCCAGUGUGGGGACCUCCUCAUGGGUAUAUGGCACCUGCACCUCCACCAUAUGAUCCCUAUGCAGGUUAUCAUGCUCCCCCUGUACCAAUGCCUGCGCCCGCACCUAUAGCAGAUCCUAGUUCAUAUGUGCCUGUCCAGAAUAUUAAGGAUAAUCCACCUUGCAAUACCCUAUUUAUUGGUAAUCUUGGGGAGAAUAUAAACGAAGAAGAAUUGAGAAGCCUCUUGAGCGCGCAACCUGGUUUCAAACAAAUGAAGAUUCUGAGACAAGAAAGGCAUACAGUUUGCUUUAUUGAAUUUGAGGAUGUCAAUAGUGCGACAAAUGUUCACCGUAAUUUGCAAGGUGCUGUUAUUCCAAGUUCUGGUUCAGUUGGCAUGAGGAUCCAAUAUUCAAAGAAUCCGUAUGGGAAGAGAAAGGAAGGUGGCGGCUAUUCUUUCUAUCCUUCUCCGAAUGCAAAUGGAGCCCAAGGAGCUCUGACAUAUCAGUAGGCCUUGAAGGGGGACGUACUCUCUUCUUUAUCUCGCAACAACUGCACGAAUAGGAUGCAUGUUGCAGGCAGUCCGCAUUGCAUCCAUUUUCAUUCUCGACAUUUUUUAAGCAUUAGCAUUGCUUCUUUGUCAUGUGAUGGAUGCAUAUAGUGUGACCUCAUCAACAUAACAUGUUUCAGUUCCUAUUAGCUUUGCUACAUGCAUUCGCAGUGUGGUUUUUGAUGAUUGUUUUGAUUCUGUAGGAGUUUGGUUUGCCAUUUAUUUAUCUUAUUACGGCUUUAACACAUCACUUUGUGGGAUUCAUUUUCAUCAUUCUAAUCGAUUCAUCCCGAUGAAACUCCAAUUGCUAUGUUAGCUAGGAAAUAACAUAACAUUACAUUAGAUCAUAACCAUGAUAACAUCCAGAGGCCUCUCAUCAACUUCGUUUCACUGCAUGGACAUGGAGUGUUGCUCUCAUGAUGAUCGAUUUAUUCUAAUGAAACUCCAUUUGCUCUGUUAGCUUGAUAUAACAUAACAUUACAUUAGAUCAUAACAUGAUAACUUCCAGAGGCCUUUCAUCAACUUCGUUUCACUGCAUGGACAUGGAAUGUUGCUCUCAUGAUCUGUCACAUCGGUGUCAUUCAGCAUUUCCCAUGUCAAUCAGCUCUGUUCUUACUUUGGCUCAUGAACAAAGCGCAUCCAUUUUGUCAGUUGUUGAGUUGACAGCUAAUUUAAAAUUUGAAGAUAGGCACGCCAUUACAUUGUAGGUUUAUAGUUUAGCAAACAUAUAGACAUUCCCAGCUCUGGCGUGGCCUUAUGCAGGGACAAUCAGUAAAGAGAAAGCCAAGGCUCUCGAAUAGAGAAGUGGUUCACCUACAAAGUUGAGGUAAGAUCAUCUUCCGACGUCCAGGAACAGAGCCAGGAGUUCCUAAGAGCCUAGCAUGUUUCAAUGGAGUCUACUGAUCCAAUGCAACUAUCUCUUGUCUAACUGAUGUUACUGUACGGCUUUGGCCUACUUGACUCUGGAUGUGAAGUCCGAAGCGAAUUUAGUGACUCUUCUUUUUGUGCUUUUCUUUAAAAUGAGCAAGUUUGUCCUCCAUUUUCGUAAAGAACGUUGUUUUUAAGCU